Messenger RNA from Lycium barbarum (goji berry), 1396 nucleotides. Its product is annotated as PRA1 family protein F3-like. The record is from RefSeq and is a predicted model, not a curated record. Gene Ontology annotation, cellular component: endoplasmic reticulum; Golgi apparatus. Gene Ontology annotation, biological process: vesicle-mediated transport. The transcript has a single exon. The coding region runs from base 196 to 726 and encodes 176 amino acids. NCBI's taxonomy places the organism in Eukaryota, Viridiplantae, Streptophyta, Magnoliopsida, Solanales, Solanaceae.
AGAUUUAAAAUUCGAGGUUAAAAACGACUCCAUUUAGGAUACUAUCUUGUCCUCCGGAGCCAAAUUUCCUAAAUAAUGGAGUAUUAUUAUUUUCAGAGGGACUAAAAGUGUAAUUAUCUUUUUAAUAAAUAUAACGUCCACAAUUAGCCGCGAAUUCAAUAUCCUUUCUAGGUUUUCAAUUCCCCAUUCACAAUCAUGCGUGCCGCCUAUGAUUUCUCUUUCAGUCGGGCCAGAUCCGGCCCACUUUCCUUCUACGCCCGUCGUCGUCCAUGGAGAGAACUCUUAGCCCACCCAUCUUCCUAUACCCGACCCAUUUCCCUACCCGAUUUCACCUCUCGGGUCAAACGCAACCUCACUUACUUCCGUGUCAAUUACACCAUGAUUAUACUAAUCAUACUCUUUUUAUCCCUCUUAUGGCACCCGAUUUCGUUAAUUGUGUACUUAAUCGUGUUUAUUGCUUGGUUCUUUCUGUAUUUUCAUAGGGAUGAACCGUUGAUGGUUUUUAACCGUAUGAUUGAUGAUAGAGUUGUGAUGGUUGGAUUAGGUGUUGUUACUGUUGUGAGUUUGGUGUUGACUAGUGUUUGGUUGAAUGUAUUGGUUUCGGUUUUGGUUGGGAUUGUGUUGGUUGGUUUACAUGCUAUGUUUAGGAUUACUGAGGAUUUGUUUUUGGAAGAAGAUGAUUUUGAUGGUGGUGGAUUGCAUUCUUUUGUUGCUGCUUCGGUAUGAUAUAAAUGAAGAUUAACACCACGGAUUGAAAGAAUGUAGAGCAAAUUAUAAUGAUAUCUUGAAUCAGUUGCUGUUGACUUUUCAUUGUAUGCAUAUAGAAAAUUGGAGCACAAUAUAUUGAAGUUGAUGUUGAGUAUGGUAAUAGUUUUUAGAAAGAAUAUUUGGUUGUUUUGAAUGUACCGAAAGUGAAAACAGGGUAUUAGCUGUUUUCCAAACAAGUUGUAUUUGGGAUUUUCAUGGCCAAACACUGAUUUUCAAAUAAAGUGAAAACAUAUUCCGGGAUAAAGUUAAUAAUUGUCAUGGCCAAUGGGUCCUAAAUAUUGCUGCAAAUUUUCAAGGCUUUAUUUCUAUGGUUGUGAAUGCUGUUGUUUACAUUUUUCCGGCAAUCAAAUGGAGAAUUGAGAAACAUGGAUUAUUUAGUUUUUGUUCUAUUAUUGUAAAUACAGAAUACUACAGUUUGGGAAAAGGGAAAGGGAAAGGGAUUGAGAUUUUGGUUAUCAGUUUUGUGGUGAAAAUUAUACUUUUGAGUUGGUGAACUCAUGCAAUGAUUAUAGAAUCUCUGUGAUUUGUGAAAUUGGAUCUGUUUUGCCAAUUGACUGAGCUUUGCUGGAUUACUGUUUGGUGUAUUGUUGAAACGGUUUUCUUUAUCCAUGGGCAAUGAGUUUCAACG